AACGUACUACUCACAUCGUUACUUUUCAUUCGUUGCUGUAUUGCAUACUUUAUACUCACUGUGCAAGUUGGUUUACAAGUUACAUACUACCUGACCGAAUACGGUUCAUUGGUGGGUGAUAAAAUUGGUUGUACCACAUUAUUUGAGCGUUUCCGUGCCUUAUUUGGCAAAAGAUAAGAACUGUUCUUACAUAGUAUAUAUUCCUGGUUGUCUAUGAUUUCUGUUCUUUGGAUUUUCUCCUAUAUCACACUGCUAUUUUACUUAUUUAUUGUGUUAUUUUGCAUUGCUGUUGGACUGUUUUACGUGACUGAGUUAGUUGAAGAAUAUAUUGUCACCACAGGGAAGAUAAUACGCUGUACAAUAUACGCAGAGUUUAUACUUCAUUUUAUCCUUUUUAUAACGGAUGAUGUUUCCAUAAUACUUACACUGACUGGAAUAAUAUGUCAUUGCUUCUAUAUUUCUCUGUUGAAAACGUUUCCUGCCUUUCAUUAUCAGUCAUUCGGCUUUUUGAGUAGUGCCUUAAUGUUGAUUAUUCACCAUCUAGUGGCAUUUCGUGUAUUUCUGAGCAGUCCAGUUCCAUUUUUAUAUCUGAUAGCUUAUUUUACUUUCUUCUUAUGGGCCGUUCCUUUUCUUUUUCUCAUCUCAUUAUCAGCUAAUGACUUAGUUCUACCACAGACUGUUGAAUUUAGAUUGCCUUAUGAAACUGAGUUUUCUUUAAAUGGUCAACAGCAGCAUGACGUUGUUUCUGCAUAUUUAAAUUGUAAAAGAAAAAGCCUUUAUUCUCUACUUGCUUAUUUACGUGAAUUCAGUGUGCCUCCACGUUCGAAAAAGGGUUUUUGAUAUCUAAUAGCUUAUUUCAUCAUUUCUUUCACUAGGUUUUCUUUUGCUUAGCAUUUGCACACACGGUCAAAUUUUUUACUGACUUGAUUGGUUUCAGCUAUGUACCACAAUGUCAAAUGUUUCAAAAGUGUUUGCCUUAAAAUUCACUUGUAUAAAACAUGGGAUAAUUUUUUCUUAUGUCAAAAUAAUAACGGGGUUUUUCCAACAGGUUGCGUUUUCUAAAUUGUGAUACUGCUCCGAACCAUCAGAUUCUCUUGUUUCCUAUGCAGAUUCAUGUCAGUCAUGAGUUUUUAUGUGCAAAAACAUCACAAGCAAUUUUUAUUGCAUCCCGAAUGUACAUGGGAUUCUUUUGAGGAAUGGAAUGCAAAUACAAAUGCUAUGUGAAAAAGAACUGCCACUCUUCAUAUCACUGUGACGACAGAAAGUAAGCAAAUGAGAUUCAUAAUGGUGAAAAUAAUGAUGAUAAUGUUGGUAGAGAACCAUGACAGCUGUUUCCUUGACGUGGUGGUCGGGCUCAGCAUAUCACAAUGAUCCA
Heterobilharzia americana is the source of this 1375-nucleotide messenger RNA. The record is from the annotation of a GenBank genome assembly. NCBI's taxonomy places the organism in Eukaryota, Metazoa, Platyhelminthes, Trematoda, Strigeidida, Schistosomatidae.